Molecule: messenger RNA, 735 nt
Organism: Neoarthrinium moseri
Lineage: Eukaryota; Fungi; Ascomycota; Sordariomycetes; Amphisphaeriales; Apiosporaceae
Exons: 1
Coding region: 1-735 (244 amino acids)
Source: RefSeq, a predicted model, not a curated record
AUGUGCCUCCUCGUGAACACAUAUCCGAGUUGUGCAUUGUUCGGGCAUCCGACCGAAGCGGCGGACGCGGAAAGAUUCGACCAGGCUUUGUGCGAUGAAGCGUCCGUCUUGGGCACAUUUGGCACGUGUCAGGGGAUUUCUUCCAGGAACGUACCGGAUUUUGCGUCCCCGUAUUGCACUGAAUGCAACGAAGUUGAAGCCGACAUGCAUCUCAAGGUCGCAGAAGUACUAGAAGUAAACGAGCGGCCCGGUGCAUCCCAAAUUCCUCUUAUCACGGAAUCAUUUCUCUCACACCUUAGGGGGCUUCCUAUUGAUCGCACUAGAGCACCUGAAAUCGUUGCAGAGGAAAUUUUACGACACCUCGGUGAGGAGGGUACCAGAGCGCUAUCGGUUCUAGACAAGCUUCGCGCGUAUAUUUGGGCAACUGUGCAGAGUCCUGACACAGGUCCGAACAACGAAUCAAGGAACUAUUUCGCAAGCUGGGUUAUCAGCGUUUGUAGGAUCGCUCACAUUGAAGCCGCCGAGGCCAUCGCUAAAAGGGAGGAGGACGACGACCGACUGCAACUUCUGCAACUACUGGCAAUUCAUACCCAAGCUGCGUCAGUAUAUCGUGCGCGACUUGAGAGUAUUGGACAGUUUCAAUCUAUGAUGCUCCUUUCAGGAAUCACUAAGCUGGUGGACACUGUAUCUGUGGAGCUGUCAACAGAGGUUGGGACUUCAGAAGCCGAGACAUGA